Molecule: messenger RNA, 1897 nt
Organism: Trichoderma citrinoviride
Lineage: Eukaryota; Fungi; Ascomycota; Sordariomycetes; Hypocreales; Hypocreaceae
Exons: 6
Coding region: 10-1878 (622 amino acids)
Source: RefSeq, a predicted model, not a curated record
CCCAACAUCAUGAUGCGUCUGCUUACGUCCGUCUCAAUUGGCGCUUUGGCCGGCGCAGCCCUUUCCGCAGCUCAGCUCGAAGUUCGAAGAGUAGACGUCAAAGAAGUGGCUGAUAACGGCGAGCUUGUGCCCACGCCGACUCAUGCUCUCGAGCUGAGACAUGCCGCUGUCACGACAAUUGUUGCUGCUCCCACGUUCAAAGUCACUCUCUGCCCAGAGCCAACUGGAUCAUAUGCCGCGUUGACAGCAGAGUCAGAUCUCACCUAUGGGUGCAAGCCUGGGUUUGUCUGCAAUCCCCCAAAGCCAGAUGGAUGCAACCUCUGGCCGGGGCCUCCCCCCCCAGAAUUCCAAUGCCAGCCUGAAUUCUGUGAACCAGCUCCUCCUUUACACCUCGUCAAGUGGGAAGAGGGCAAGACGGGCUACUACCCGCCGCAGGAUGGCUACUUCAAUCUGAACCCGGAGCAAUUCGGCCUGUCAUACGACAUUUUCGAGUGCAGUGUUGUCAGGAUAGCAUCAGAGGGGCACACCUCGACCUUCACGACCGGCAAUUGGGCGUCCCAGUCCAGUUUGACCGAUGGACCUCUACAGACGAACUGGCCCGGAUAUAGAAGGCGCGCCAUUAGCCCAAACAAGCAGCAAGUUCGCCGAAAGCCGCACAGCUUCGUCAAACGCGCUCCUCUGCCGUCCGCAUGCUUUGACAAAUGCACCGGCGCAUACCAGAUUGCCAUGGGAGCUGGCAAGAUACCGGAGCUUUGCGAAAAAGGUUCCCAAUUCAUGAGCGCUUUGAACGCCUGCGUUGAAUGCGUUGCCCUGACCGAAGGCAUCCCGGAGGAUGCGGUCCAGGCAGCACUGGAUCCUGAUUUCGCCCAGUGGCUCUUCUUCUGCAAUGGAACAGGAACGACGCCGACACAGUCGACGUCCUCCGCUCCCGAGUCUAUUGUCACGACGACGCCCACUGUUGGGACCACCACGCAGGCCUCUGCAAGCCCGACGACUUUCAUCGAGACGACAACUUCGAGCCCCCUCCAGCUCGACUACAAGCUCUCCCAUUGGGUCUACCACCAGCUCCAGCCCAUCUUCGAGCAGCAGCUCUCCUAUAAGUUCGUCUCAAGCGUCGUCGUCAACCCCGCCACCACCGCCAACUUCGAGCUCGACAACCAGUGCCUCGUCUCAGCCGCCUUCGUCUACCGCGGCUUCUUCGGCACCGCCUUCGUCGACACCGCCGUCCUCGACCACCCCUUCGAACUCAGCGGUCUGGCUCUUCUGUACCAGUGCCAGUUCUUCCACUGGCGCUGGCUCCCCAUCCGGUACCGAUUCCCCCACAGGUGCUGGUUCUUCCACUGGCACCGGUUCCCAAACCGGUACCAACUCCCCGAUCGGUGCUGGUUCUUCCACUGGCGCCGGUUUCCCAUCCGGUACCGAGUCCCCCUCCGGCACCGGUUCCCCAACGGGAACUCCUGUCGGAACUGGUACCACUGUCGAGACGGGCGCCGGUUCCUCGGCCGGAGCAACUUCUGGAGUAAAUGCCGGUGCCCCGGCCGGUACUGGCUCAUCGGGAGCAACUGCUUUAGCUCUCCCGGGCAGUUGGAGAGAGCAAGCUCAACCGGUCCUGGAUUCCCAGGCGGUGCUGGAGGUGCCGAGCCAACCGGCACAAGCGGCAACGGCGGCCAAGGCGGCAACAAUGGCGGCGCUGGACCUACUGGGGCGCCCCCGAAUGGCGGCGGCAGCAAUGGCGGCCAGAGCGGUCACGGCGGAGCGACGGGAACUGGUCCUAUCACUUCGCCGACCAGUGGCUUCCCUCUUUCCAACGAUCUCUCUCGACCCAGCGAGAACUUUGGUCUCCUGAUGGCCGCCAUUCUGGGUCUGUGGGUUCUCUGAUCGAGAACCCUCGCCUUUG